AUGACCGAAGAACGAAGUGCAAGUGACGAGACGGCCAGCGACCCGGCCGGGGCGGUCAACCGAAAAUCUUUGACCAUCGAUCCGAACGACGGUCGGCCUCGGAUGCCAGGAGGUGAUAUGAAAGUGCGAAUCGUGAAACAGACAUCGUAUCAUGUUGAAAACGGAAUCAAUGAAUCAAAGAUGGCCACCAAGUCACUGUGGGACACGUGCAGGUGGAAACUGCAGGCCGUUGUUUUCGGAGACUUCUCUACCGAAAUGAUCCGCGCUGAGCGCCGAGCGUUCGGUCACAACGCAAACUUUACACGCACGUUAAACUGGGCCCGGGCCGGGGCCGGGGCCGGAGCCGGAGCCGGAGCUGGGGCCGCAGGCCGUUCGUCAGACGUCGGCCGUGCAUCGGUAAGACACGUACGGCUGGCUGCCCUCCUGACGAUGCUGUUUGUACAGUGA
This is a messenger RNA of Soboliphyme baturini, 447 nucleotides long. NCBI's taxonomy places the organism in Eukaryota, Metazoa, Nematoda, Enoplea, Dioctophymatida, Soboliphymatidae. The record is from the annotation of a GenBank genome assembly.